This is a messenger RNA of Salmo salar (Atlantic salmon), 1251 nucleotides long. It is a transcript of the gene pdli3, whose product is annotated as PDZ and LIM domain protein 3. Gene Ontology annotation, biological process: actin cytoskeleton organization; heart development; muscle structure development. Gene Ontology annotation, cellular component: adherens junction; filamentous actin; stress fiber. Gene Ontology annotation, molecular function: actin binding; muscle alpha-actinin binding. The record is from RefSeq and is marked provisional. Lineage: Eukaryota; Metazoa; Chordata; Actinopteri; Salmoniformes; Salmonidae.
CCGGCUGUGUUUGGGACACACACACCAGUGCACUUCCAGCUACAGGAACAGAGACGAGGGACAGAGAGGGGGACAUGCCACUGGACGUUGUCCUAAAUGGCCCGGCCCCGUGGGGGUUCCGACUGACUGGCGGCAAGGACUUCAACCAGCCCCUCACCAUCUCCAGGAUCACUCCGGGCAGUAAGGCGGCGGUGGCCAACCUGUGUCCUGGUGAUGUCAUCCUGGCCAUUGAGGGCAUCCCGGCGGAGGACAUGAUGCACUGUGAGGCCCAGAACAAGAUCAAAGACGCCAUCUACCAGCUCAUCCUCACCGUCCAGAGACCAGAAACCAGGCUAUGGUCGCCUCAAGUCACGGAAGACGGGAAAGCCAACCCUUUCAAAAUCAACUUGGAGGCUGAGCAACAGGAGUUCAAACCCAUUGGUACGGGUCACAACCGCAAAGCCCAGCCAUUUAUAGCUGCAGCUAACAUCGACGACCAUCGCCAGGUGGUGAGCACAGCCUACAACACCCCCAUAGGCCUCUACUCCUCAGGCAACAUCCAGGACGCCAUGCACGGACAGAUGAGGGGCCUGGUCCAGGACAAGCCAGAGGGUAGCAAGACGCUGACCUCCAUCGAGGAGUCUGAUGUGUACCGCAUGCUCCUGAAAGACCAGGAGGAGCCCCAGGAGCCCCGGCAAUCAGGUUCCUUCAAGGCCCUGCAGGACUUUGUCGACAGCGACGGCACUCGCCCCAUGGUGACGAGGACAGUGAGAGCGCCCAUGACUAAGCCACCGCCGCCCACAGGAAACCUGCAGAAACUGCCCCUGUGUGACAAGUGUGGAAACGGGAUUGUGGGCACAGUGGUGAAAGCGAGAGACAAGUUCCGCCACCCUAGCUGCUUCGUGUGCACCGACUGUGACGUCAACCUUAAACAGAAGGGCUACUUCUUCGUGGAGGGCCAACUGUACUGCGAGACCCACGCUCGAGCCCGGACAAGACCCCCGGAGGGCCAUGACCUUGUCACUGCUUUCCCCUCGGCAUAGGACCCUCCUCAAACAAACACGCACACACACAAACACACGCACCAUCCUAAAAAUUCUGUCUGCCAGUGAGGCACCAUUGAUUGUAACUGUUAGUAUCUGUGUUCUCCUGUGUUCUAUUGUCUGUUUGCUCUGUUUUGCACAAAUCAUGACAGUGCAUUUGUUUGUGAAUACACUUACAUGUAUACUAUUCUCUUCCUUCAAAUAAAGGGGUUUUGACUCCAUGUUGUGG